Molecule: messenger RNA, 4478 nt
Organism: Corythoichthys intestinalis (scribbled pipefish)
Lineage: Eukaryota; Metazoa; Chordata; Actinopteri; Syngnathiformes; Syngnathidae
Product: GPI mannosyltransferase 3-like
Exons: 14
Coding region: 760-2358 (532 amino acids)
Biological process (GO): GPI anchor biosynthetic process
Cellular component (GO): endoplasmic reticulum membrane
Molecular function (GO): alpha-1,2-mannosyltransferase activity
Source: RefSeq, a predicted model, not a curated record
UGAACGACAGAUCCCGUCACUAACUCUGACUCUGAACCCGACCCUUUGCCAUCGGUAGUUGAUUCCUCCACUGGCGAGGAGGAGAUUGAGCCAAUGCCCACAGUGGAUGAGGCCAUGGACUCUGAUUAGUAGCCCUUGCUGGGCUCAAUCCUUGGGACUUCUGGAGCCGUCCUUUGAGAGGGGGGUUCUGUCAUGUAUUAAUGUUUAAGCUAUUAAUGUUUCAUCAUAUUGCAUGUAUUAACGUUGCAGCUAUUAAUGUUUCAGCAUAUUGCAUCACACUCAUGCAUCACAAAGCUUUCGUCACAUGUUACUGUGUACCCUUUAUUAUGUCACAAAGAGCAACUGAGAACACUAUAUAAGCCUCGAGCAGACAACAUCCAGUGUAAGGUCGUCAGCGAUUCAGCAUAUGUUUGCAUGUCAACUAGUCAUUACCGCUUGACCUGAUUGCUUCCUUUGCCUGUCAAAAUCAAUAAAAUCUUGUGUCUGCAAUACGCAACUGGUUCCUCCGUCUCGUACAUGACAGGUGAACGACACGACACACACCUAGGACUGACACACCUUCCUACCUUUGUUCCCGGACAAGUAAGGCACCAGAUUGUUGCUCAGGUGCUGCUGACUGUUGCUUGGACGCUGUCAGUUGAUGAAUCCCCUAUCUGGCACUUGUGACUUCGCCGUUCUCCUUUGGGUAUUUUCAAGACGUGUGCAUGGUUUUGGCUGCCACAGGUAUACAUCAACCACAUUUUAGGACACAAUACCUGCAUGGACAAUUUGAGACAGCGCUGGCGCUUGGGAAGGAACGCGGACGAUGUGAAAGCCGGGAGAAACGAGUCACUACUCUUCAAAAAAGAAGACAACCCUCCACUCAGGAAAGAAUGGCUGACAAUUGCAGUGUUUUCUGUGAUUUUCCGUAUGGUCAACUGUUUCCUGGUUCAGAGCAGCUUCGUUCCAGAUGAGUACUGGCAGUCCGUGGAGGUUGCCCAUCACAUGGUCUUCAAUUAUGGCCACCUGACAUGGGAAUGGAAGGAAGGCAUAAGAGGCUACAGCUAUCCUCUCUGCUUUGCAGUCAUCUAUAAAAUACUACACUGGAUACACUGUGACUCUGCUUAUCUCCUGAUAUGGCUACCCCGAGUACUUCAUGCGCUCGUCACUGCAUUUGCAGAGUUCAAAUUCUUCUUCCUUGUCAGAGAACUGGAAAAACGAGAUGUCGCAAAGUGGACGUUUUUUGCUCAUCUGUGCUCGUGGUUCACGUGGUACUCUUGCAGCAGGACGCUGAGCAACAGCGUGGAGGCUGCCAUCACCUGCCUGGCUCUGGCCUAUUUCCCCUUGCCAGCAUCCAAAACACAUAGCAGCAAAAAAUAUUUGAGCCUGGUUGCAUUGGCGAUCAUUGUUCGCCCGACGGCCUUGAUCGUCUGGCUUCCGCUGUUGCUGUACCAUUUCUGGCAGGAUGAAAACAAAGUGAGGCUAGUGGUUCACAACUACAUUCCCAUAGGUGCUUCAGCCAUUUUGAUUUCAACAAUAAUUGACUCCUUCUUUUAUGAAAAGGCGAUCCUGGUGCAGUUCAACUUCCUGAAGGUGAAUGUCUUGGAUGGCGUGGCCGACUUAUACGGCACCUACCCCUGGCACUGGUACCUCACUCAGGGCUUCCCGGUAAUCAUGGGCCCCCACGUGCCAUUUUUUUUUCACGGAUGCUACCUCGCUUUCAGAAGGUACAGAAUUCUCUUUGUGGCCAUCGCCUGGACCAUCGCCGUCUACAGUUUGCUUCCUCACAAGGAGUUUCGAUUCAUCUACCCUGUGCUUCCCUUUUGUAUGAUCUUCUGUGGUGUGUCACUGGCUCAUAUGCGAGCGUGGCGUCAAGCAGCUGCUUGGGGUCUGUUGGUGUCCAACCUGAUCCUCGCCCUCUACACGGGCCUGGUUCACCAGCGUGGAGUUUUGGACAUUAUGAGCCAUGUCCGCGCACUUUGUGACAACACGUCAGAGGCGGAUGUCCUCUUCGCUAUGUCCUGCCAUUCCACGCCGUACUACAGCCACGUCCACUGCCCACUCAAAAUGCGGUUCCUGGAGUGCCCGCCUGAUCUGGGCCAGCCAAACUACGAAAACGAAUCGGACAGAUUCAACGAGAACCCCCUACUUUGGCUCAGGAUUUCGUAUCCGCACGCACAUUCUCUUCCGACGCAUCUGAUUCUCUUUGACGUUAUGGAGAAGAAGAUCUCAACAUUUCUGCACAAAAACAACUACACCAGGACAACAGACAUUUUUCACACUCAUUUUCCCGAGGGAGGAGUUGGAGGAAGAAUCUUUAUUUAUGAACGACACCGUCAACUGUCCAAUGUCACGCGAAAGCUGACCGAAUGGGUCUAAUGGUAAAGUGCAAAAAAUAAUUUAGAAUCCAGAAAAAAAGUGAGAGCUAGCAGUUUUUUUUCUCCCUCCACAUGCACAUGAACUCCUUCACUUCCAUUGAUGAGCUGGCAGUGAAUUUUUAAGAAUGAAAAAUAAAAGGAAUGUAAGAAAGCAAUUGCGUCAAACAAACUUACCGUUGGAAUCACACAUUUCCCCCCCCUCAGAGAAUUUAGUUUGCAACUGGUAGAUGUCCAGUCCAUUUGAACUGUGAGGGUUGAAAUGGAUUGGACGUCUAUUGCUGUCAGUGUCACCCAAAGUCAAAUCAGGUCAGACCAACACAACGUUACAAUUAAAGAACAUUUGAAAUUCCAGACUGGACUCAAAAAACAGCAUGUGAACAAUAAUUGAAGUACUAUUUUUCAAGGCUUUUCCCUACAGACCGAAUUUUGUGCCUUCAAACAAAGUUGCUCAUUCCAAAUCCACAUGAAGCCAAUGUCAAGACAUUUAAAGUGCGUCUGAAAAUGUUCCCACGGAAGCAACGCAAAACCACCCAUAGGACAGUCAGUAGCAUUAAAACAUUAGAACAUGGUGCAAACUAACAAAGAGCGCAGUACAAUUCCUCCCCAAACAGUCCAGAAGUGUUCAGUAUUUGGGACCCAAUGGCACGGGGCCCAGUUCGAUUUUGACGUCAGCCACGGGCCCGUUUCUCCGCUCGCUGUGAUGCCGCGCCCUUUGUCUCUGCUGCCGACGACCUUGAUGCUUGGUCCUCGACUGCUCCUUGGUGUACGGGCCCGGUCGUUCCAGAGGCCCGCUGUAGUAUUACAUGGAAAAAUACAAGGAGAGGACAGUCAUUGCCCAUGGUUGUUUGAACCCUUAUCAGGCAACUCAGAACGUGUCUACGGCGACAAGUUUACGCAUAUCAUCUUUGAAGCCUCAUUGUUUCAUUUUUAAAGAUUUUUUUCCCAAAUCAGAGUGGAAAAUAAGUAUUUGGUCACCUACAAACAAGCAAGAUUCCUGGCUGUCAAAGAAGUCUAACUUCUUCUAACGAGGUCUAACAAGGCUCCAACCGUUACCUGUAUUAAUGGCACGUGUUUUAACUCAUUAACUGUAUACAAGACACCUGUCCACAAUCUCAGUCAGUCACACACCAAACUCCACUAUGGCCAAGACCAAAGAGCUGUCGAAGGACACCAGAGACAAAAUUUUGGACCUGCACCAGGCUGGGAAGACUGAAUCUGCAAUAGGUAAAACGCUUGGUGUAAAGAAAUCAACUGUGGGAGCAAUUAUUAGAAAAUGGAAGACAUACAAGACCACUGAUAAUCUCCCUCGAUCUGGGGCUCCAUGCAAGAUCUCACCCCGUGGCGUCAAAAUGAUAACAAGAACGGUGAGCAAAACCACACAGGGGGACCUAGUGAAUAACCUACAGAGAGCUGGGACCACAGUAACAAAGGCUCCUACUCAGUAACACAAUGCGCCGCCAGGGGCUCAAAUCCUGCACUGCCAGAUGUAUCCCCCUGCUGAAGCCAGUACACAUCCAGGCCCGUCUGUGGUUCGCUAGAGAGCAUUUGGAUGAUCCAGAAGAGGCCUGGGAGAAUAUGUCAGAUAUCAGAUGAAACCAAAAUAGAACUUUUUGGUAGAAACACAGGUUCUCGUGUUUGGAGGAGAAAGAAUACUGAAUUGCAUUCGAAGAACACCAUACCCAUCAUGCUUUUGGGCUGUUUUUCUGCAAAGGGACCAGGACGACUGAUCUGUGUAAAGGAAAGAAUGAAUGGGGCCAUGUAUCGAGAUCUCCUUCCAUCAGCAAGCUUUCAACAUGACAAUGAUCCCAAACACACAGCCCUUCGUAAGAAGCAUUUCAAGGUCCUAGACUGGCAGCCAGUCUCAAGAUCUCAACCCCAUAGAAAAUCUGUGGAGGGAGUUGAUAGUCCGUGUUGCCCAACGACAGCCCCAAAACAUCACUGCUCUAGAGGGGAUCUGCAUGGAGGAAUGGGGCAAAAUACCAGCAACAGCGUGUGAAAAGCUUGUGAAGAGUUACAGAAAACGUUUGGCCUCCGUUAUUGCCAACAAAGGGUACAUAACAAAGUAUUCAGAUGAACUUUUGGUAUUGACCAAAUACUUAUUUUUUUUAUAAAAAUCAAACA